Messenger RNA from Lolium perenne, 2093 nucleotides. RefSeq names its product protein POLLENLESS 3-LIKE 2. Lineage: Eukaryota; Viridiplantae; Streptophyta; Magnoliopsida; Poales; Poaceae. The record is from RefSeq and is a predicted model, not a curated record. Gene Ontology annotation, molecular function: protein binding.
CCGAUGCUUUCCACCUCAGUGUUCGUCCGCUUCCUCCCUCUCCUCCAUCUCCCUCCGCCGCCGCCGCCAGCCCGUCGGUUCUUGAAAUCCAAUCCAGAUCUUCGCGAGGGCGCCGCCAUGAAGCAGCAGCAGCAGCAGCACCAGCUCGAGCAGUGGCUGUCCGCCGGCGGCGGCGUGGGCGGUAUGCUGCGGCCGACCAAGUCGGCGCCCUGCUCGCCCGUCAAGCCCCUGGCGGCGCCGGGGCCAUCGCAGGCGGCCAUGCUGCGGACGCACUCCGACUCCUUCCACGUCGCCCACAAGGUCCCCGUCGGCGACUCGCCCUACGUCCGCGCCAAGCGCGUCCAGCUGGUGGACAAGGACCCCGAGAAGGCGAUCGCGCUGUUCUGGGGCGCCAUCAACGCCGGCGACCGCGUCGACAGCGCGCUCAAGGACAUGGCCAUCGUCAUGAAGCAGCAGAACCGCGCCGAGGAGGCCAUCGAGGCCAUCAAGUCCCUCCGCAGCCGAUGCUCCGACCAGGCGCAGGAGUCGCUCGACAACAUCCUGCUCGACCUCUACAAGAGGUGCGGGCGUCUGGACGACCAGAUCUUGCUGCUCAAGCACAAGCUGCAGCUCAUCCACCAGGGCCACGCCUUCAACGGCAAGCGCACCAAGACGGCGCGCUCCCAGGGCCGCAAGUUCCAGGUCACCCUCGAGCAAGAGGCCACCAGGCUCCUCGGCAACCUGGGGUGGGCGCUGAUGCAGAAGGAGAACUACACGGAGGCGGAGGGGGCAUACCGGCGGGCGCUGAUCAUCGGCCCGGACAACAACAAGAUGUGCAACUUGGGCAUCUGCCUCAUGAAGCAGGGCCGGGUGCACGAGGCCAAGGACGUGCUCAAGCAGGUGCGCCCCGCCGGCGUCGACGGCCUCCGCGGCGCCGACUCCCACCUCAAGGCCUACGAGCGUGCGCAGGAGAUGCUCCGGGACCUCGAGGUCAAGCUCGUCGGACGCCCCGGAUGGGAGCAGCUCGCCGUCGACAAGAACUGGCUCUUCGACGCCCUGCGAAUGGGCUCCUCCUCCAGCAUCUGGCAGCCGCAGCCCUGCAUCGACCACCUCAUGCCCCCGCAGCCACGCGCCGGCGACCAGUUCGCCGACGAGAACGCCGCGAGCAAGAAGAUGGCGCCGCCGCCGCCGCAGCAGCAGCAGCAGCUGCUGCAGCCCAACCUCAACAUCGACGCGCGGCCAUUCUACUCGCACCGGAUGCCGCCACUGGCCGCCAAGCCGCAGCCGCAGAACGCGCCGCGCCAACAGCAGCUGCUGCAGCAGCAGAAGGCCCCGGCUCAGAUGCAUCACGAUCCCAUGGGCAACCUGAAGAGGACGAGGUCCGGCACCGCCAUGGACAAGGCAGCUGCGGCAGCCGUCGGGGAGAAGACCAAGGAGCAGAGCAGCAACAACGAGGCUGACAAGGACGUCAACGGCGGCAGGCGGAAGUCGCUCACCGCCGAGGAAAGGUGGCCGGAGCUGCCAGACCACAGCGCGUUCGACGAGGCCCUCGUCGCGUCGGUCAUCGCCCCUAUCCUGGACGAUGACGAGAACUGCAACAAAAACGCCAAGCCGGUGGCGGCGCCGUCCGCAGCGAGCUGCUGCGACACGAGCCCGGCGGCGCUGAAGGAGAAGGUGGGGAAGAGGCUGAGGAUCUUCCAGGACAUCACACAGACACUCAACGCUCUCUGAUCGAAGGUGGCGAGUUCGUAUUGGUUUUCCGUUUUUGUUGCUCACACAACCGACUGAAGGAGGUGACAGACGCUGCGAAGGAAGGAGAUGUGCUUGUUCUCCUGGAGGAUUCUGCGUCGCCGUUUAAGUUAAACUUUAAUCAAACUAGCUACUAGCUAGGGCUCGAUCCAUGGUGAUACAAUUUGUUUUUCUUAGUUUGCUGCUGAUUCAUUGAUUUAUUUUUUUAACAUAGCCAAAAUAACAGCUGAUCAUUUGUUCACCAUUUGGGUUCAGCUUCACACUUGCAGCAGGAGUGUGUUUUACCUGUAACAGAAGUUGAUUUUGUAAUCACUUCAGAAAUCAAUAUGUAAUCACUUCAGAAAUAACAAAAGUUACUUGCUUCA